AUGGAUUAUGUGUUGGACUUCAAUGACAGACCGGAACCCAGAUGUGCAAAGAUAAUAAUAACCAAAAUAUUGGUAGCCACCAGGGAUACAAAUUCCCAGGUUCCUGUUGCAUGUAAAUCAUGUCCCUGUGGCUACAUAUUUAUUAGUCGAAAACUCUUGCAUGCUAAACGUGCUGAGAGAUCACCACCCAUCACAGAAAACAAGAGUGAGGCCAAAAGGAGACGGACAGAGAGAGUUAAGCGAGAGAAGAUAAAUUCUGCAGUAAAUAAAGACUUAGAAAACCGAAAAAGAUCCAGAUCUAACAGCCAUUCAGAUCAUAGCAGACGAGGAAGAGGAAGACCUAAGAGUGCCUCAGCCAAAAAGCAUGAGGAAGAAAGAGAGAAACAAGAAAAAGAAGUUGACAUGUAUGCUAACCUUUCAGAUGAAAAGGCCUUCGUAUUUUCAGUGGCCUUGGCGGAAAUAAACAGAAAAAUUAUCAAUCAAAGACUUAUUCUGUAACUUGUAAGCACAAUCUGAGGCAUUUAUAUGCAGAAUGGCUAGCAUAUUUCCAAGGUGUCGUGGACUCUCGGAAAGUGUGUUGUCUGCACCAUCGAGGACCAUACUAUUUCCUGUUAAAAUUCUGCUGUUGUUCUUGGAAGUCGAAUUCUGUCUCUACAAGUCAGAAGGAAAGUGUUCACAAGAUUGUGCUAUGAAAAAUCAGAAAGCAGAUAUGUUUUACACCUUGAAGACAAAUGCUAGACAAAUGCACAGAGAGACUGCACCCAUUCCAGAGCACUUCUUUUGAAUUUGCUGCCAGAAAUGCAAUAUUUUAAAUAUUUUCAGAAAUAAAUGAUUUUCCUUUAAAAUUAUAUAUUUCAGAUUUUUCAGCUAUGUUGCAGUUUACAUAUGUACAGUUCACAUAACUUUUUAAUAAAUUGAUAUUCCAAUA
Messenger RNA from Charadrius vociferus (killdeer), 928 nucleotides. RefSeq names its product chromosome unknown open reading frame, human C16orf87 (gene HDIP1). The record is from RefSeq and is a predicted model, not a curated record. NCBI's taxonomy places the organism in Eukaryota, Metazoa, Chordata, Aves, Charadriiformes, Charadriidae. Bases 1 to 498 code for a protein of 165 amino acids. The transcript has 4 exons.